Jatropha curcas is the source of this 3698-nucleotide messenger RNA. It is a transcript of the gene SDP1, whose product is annotated as Patatin-like phospholipase family protein. Lineage: Eukaryota; Viridiplantae; Streptophyta; Magnoliopsida; Malpighiales; Euphorbiaceae. Gene Ontology annotation, biological process: lipid metabolic process. The record is from RefSeq and is a predicted model, not a curated record. Gene Ontology annotation, molecular function: triacylglycerol lipase activity.
CUCUCCUUAUAGUAAAGCCUAUCAACCAGUCCCCAUCUGUCUCUCUCACUCUAUAAAGCCACGUUUUUUCUUCUUUUCCCGGGAUUAUCCUAUCUGGGUUUCUCGGGUUUCUUUUUGAAUUCCAAUUCCUGAGUUCGUUGCCCUUUUUCUGUUUUUCUGUUUGUUUACGUUAUGAAUACCCAUUUGGUAUUUGUAUUAAUUAAAUAGCUGGUAUAUGUUAUUUGUGCUUUUUAGGUUUGAGGGUUUUGGGGUUUGGUUAAUCAGCAAGAUCUGUUAAGAAAGAAAGGAAGGUGAGAGUUGAGAGGACAGACCCAUUUGGCUGCUUUUCUUGGAAUUUCAAUAUUUAAGGUUGGCUUUCUGCUGAAUUCGGUUAAGAGGCUGGAUUUUGUGACUUCUAUACAUCCCUUUGGUGUAUAAAUUAAGUUUUCUUAUAGGAUUGCUAUCUAUCCACUUUUAUCUAACAAAAGCCAUUAUCUUUCUUUUGCAUAGAGAGUCUGGUGGUGUAAUAUUUCAAUCAUUUUGUGAUUGGAGAAACAAUUUCAGUCAUUUUAUUGUCUUUAUGCAAUUGUUAGAGCUGUGCAGAACAUAUAGGUGUAUAUAGUCAAAACAUUGCCUUGUAAUUCCUUCAAUUGCUGUCUCCUAGCAAUUGUUAUUGCUUCUUAAGUUUUAUAUUAGCAAAUAUUCUUGUUGAGUUACAGGAAUUCCCAAUAGCUUCGAUUUAGCAAAUCAUCCAAAACACGAAACUUUUAGAGAUGGAUAUAAGUAAUGAGGCCAAUGUUGAUCCCUUUCCAAUUGGACCUUCAUCAAUUAUUGGUAGAACUAUUGCUUUUAGAGUGUUAUUCUGCAAGUCAAUGGGACAAUUGAGGCGUAGAAUCUAUCAUUUUUUAUUGAAUUACAUUUGUAGACUUAGGGAUUUUUCUGCUUCAAUGGUAUCAUGGUUGCAUCCGCGGAAUCCACAAGGAAUACUGGCAAUGGUGACAAUAAUUGCUUUUCUAUUGAAAAGGUACACAAACGUGAAAUCGAGGGCUGAGAUGGCAUAUCGGAGGAAAUUUUGGAGGAAUAUGAUGAGAACUGCAUUGACAUAUGAAGAGUGGGCACAUGCUGCUAAGAUGCUUGAUAAAGAGACACCAAAGAUGAACGAAUCGGACCUUUAUGAUGAAGAAUUAGUGAGAAAUAAGCUUCAGGAGCUUCGACACCGUAGACAAGAGGGAUCUCUUAGAGAUAUUAUCUUUUGUAUGAGAGCUGAUCUUAUAAGAAAUCUUGGUAAUAUGUGCAACCCAGAGCUUCACAAGGGCAGGCUUCAAGUGCCUAAGCUUAUUAAGGAAUACAUUGAUGAGGUCUCAACCCAGUUGAGAAUGGUUUGUGACUCAGAUACAGAGGAGCUUUCAUUGGAGGAAAAGCUUUCUUUCAUGCAUGAAACGAGACAUGCAUUUGGGAGAACAGCUUUGCUUUUGAGUGGAGGUGCUUCCCUCGGAGCCUUUCAUGUAGGUGUGGUUAAGACGCUGGUGCAGCAUAAGCUUUUGCCCAGAAUAAUUGCUGGUUCUAGUGUAGGAUCCAUUAUGUGUUCUAUUGUCGCCACGAGAGCAUGGCCAGAGUUGCAAAGUUUUUUUGAAGAUUCUUUGCAUUCAUUGCAGUUUUUUGAUCAAAUGGGCGGGCUUUUUACUGUAGUCAAGAGGGUCACGACACAAGGUGCUGUCCAUGAAAUACGGCAGUUGCAAUGGAUGUUAAGGCAUCUCACAAGCAAUCUUACAUUUCAGGAAGCUUAUGAUAUGACAGGUCGAAUUCUUGCAAUCACAGUUUGCUCUCCAAGGAAGCAUGAGCCUCCUAGAUGCCUUAACUACCUGACUUCACCUCAUGUUGUCAUAUGGAGUGCAGUCACUGCUUCUUGUGCCUUUCCUGGUCUUUUUGAAGCCCAGGAACUUAUGGCUAAGGAUAGAAGUGGAGAAAUUGUUCCAUAUCAUCCACCCUUCAAGCUGGAACCAGAGGAAGGGUCAAGCACGUCUGCUCGUCGGUGGAGGGAUGGAAGCUUGGAGAUUGAUUUACCUAUGAUGCAAUUGAAGGAGCUAUUCAAUGUUAAUCAUUUUAUUGUGAGUCAAGCAAAUCCUCACAUUGCUCCAUUAUUGAGAAUGAAGGAGUUUAUAAGAGCUUAUGGCGGUAACUUUGCUGCAAAGCUUGCUCAUCUCACCGAGAUGGAAGUAAAACAUAGAUGCAGUCAGGUGUUGGAACUUGGUUUUCCAUUAGGUGGAGUUGCCAAGCUUUUUGCUCAAGAUUGGGAGGGAGACGUCACUGUUGUUAUGCCUGCUACACUCGCUCAGUACUCAAAAAUUAUACAAAAUCCGACUCUUGUGGAGCUGCAAAAGGCGGCCAACCAAGGGAGAAGGUGUACAUGGGAGAAACUUUCAGCCAUAAAAGCCAACUGCGGGAUUGAGCUUUGUCUUGAUGAAUGUGUCGCAAUUCUCAACCACAUGCGUAGACUCAAAAGGAGUGCUGAGAGAGCAGCUGCUGCUUCGCAUGGCAUACCUAACCCAAGUACUAGUAAUGUCAAAUUCAGUGCUUCUAGAAGAAUCCCUUCUUGGAACUGCAUUGCUAGAGAGAACUCAACAGGGUCAAUUGAUGAGCUUCUGACUGAUGUUGCUUCCACAUUUCAUCAAGGUGUUGGUGGAUCUGGAGCAACUACAGGUAGAAAUUUGCGGACUCACCGCAACAUACAUGAUGGAAGCGACAGCGAAUCUGAAAAUGUAGAUAUAACUUCUUGGACAAGGUCUGGUGGGCCAUUGAUGAGGACAACUUCAGCAAAUAAAUUUAUUGACUUCGUUCAAAAUCUUGAUAUUGAUGCCGAAUUGACCAAAGGCUUGUUGACUCAUCCUAACUCUCCGGGGGCUCCUAUGGGAAUUAGGGAUCCAUUUAAUACAAGUUCUCGGGUGACAACACCUGAGAGAAUUUCGGAAAGUGAUUUUGAACUGAGGGAUUUUAGCAGAUCAUCUCAGACUGGUUCUAGUAUUAUGGUUACUGAAGGCGAUCUUUUGCAGCCAGAAAGAAUCCAUAAUGGGAUUGUGUUGAACGUCGUAAAGAAGGAAAACUUGGGACUCUCAAAUAGAAGCCAGGAUUCAGAAAAUUACAAUGAAAUUCCUGAAUGUGUUCAGCUUGAUAGGGAUAUGGAUGGUAGCUCAGCAUCUGAAUAUGCUGGGGAUGACGAUGAUGACGACAAUGACAAUGACAAUGACAUCAUUACUGUAACAAACUUCUCAAAUGUGGUAUCUCCCAUUCCUGUUCCCAAGGAUGAUUCUGGGGUACAUGAGGGACAGGAUCAAAGUUCUGUGGAUGGUUAGUUUUGAGGAAUAUUUCUGUUGUGUGAACAAUUUGGUCUAUCUGAUUCCCGGAUCACCUUAAUAUCAAGUGCCACUAGCUGCAGAAAGAGCAGAGAAAAGCAAUUAUUGCUUGAACAUCCCCAUUUCACGUCGUUUUCAAGAGAUAAUGGUCAGGGACAGCAGAGAAUAAUCAAUCAUUUGUUAGAUAGAAGAUUUGUAUAUGAAACCGGAGAGAAAAGCUCAACAUUUUUAGAAGAAUGAUCGCAUUUGAGAUCAAAUUGUCUUGAAUAUGCCAAAUUAUUUAUUGUGUAAAAUGUAUUGUACAUACCACGCAAUGUGCAAUGUGAUUUUCAUACAUACAGUUCAAUGAAAGAAACAGAUUUUACAUCA